Molecule: messenger RNA, 648 nt
Organism: Fibroporia radiculosa
Lineage: Eukaryota; Fungi; Basidiomycota; Agaricomycetes; Polyporales; Fibroporiaceae
Exons: 2
Coding region: 1-648 (215 amino acids)
Source: RefSeq, a predicted model, not a curated record
AUGGACUUCUUUCCUGUGAGAUUUUCUGUGUAUCUUUGCUUAGUUAACUCUAUAGGCAAAAGGCCAGGACAUGUGCAGAUGGACUUUUCACGCACCCUUGCACCCUCUGCCGGAUUGUCCCAUGUCUGCGCCAACCCGAGUGUGACCGCUAGCAUGGGCACCGCGGACGCCGUUGAGCACACGAGCGUGCCCUGCAGCGGCGCCCGCGCGAAGAGGCGCCACGAGUACACGACCAUCGCGGGUAAGAGCAGGCCCGCUGCAGCAUCGAAGAGCGUGCGCGAGAGCAAGAUGUCGCAGAUGACGGAGGUCCGUGGUCACCUGCGGGGCGCGCCGUGUGUAUGUAUGGGGGUGACGGACCUCGAUGCUGCGCCGCUGCCGCGGCCGUCUGCCCCCGUCGCCCCUAGCCACCUGCUCGCCCCUCCUGCCGUCGUCCCUUCCCUAAGACAGGACUCCACGCCCGCGGCGUCCUCGUCCACCCCGCCCUCCUCCGUGCACAACAAGCAGCAACCACAGCCAUCCGCACUCCCCGUGCAGCCAUUCGCCAGCGUUGCACAGCACCCGCACUCCCCGGAGACGAUCUUUGCAAUGAUCAAAGAUCUCGGCAACGCGUUCCUUCCCUCGUACAUGGGAGGGAACGCGAACGGAUGA